GAGGGGCUUGUAGGGAGGUGCAGGACAUAGUAUAGUAGGCAGUAGAUAAUAUCAUAUCAUAUAGCUAGCUACAUUGACAAGAGCCAAGACUGGAGCACAAGGCUAGCAAUGAGUACAAGUGUGUUUGAGGGGUGCCAGGUCACCCUAGAGCUGGACUCUGGACUGCCCUUCAAGAAGAAGCUGGAGCUAAAGAGAACUAUUAUUGAGAAUGGUGGAAUUGUCUCCUUCAUAGUCACCAAGAAGACGACGUACCUGGUUGUGAACAAUGCUGAGAAGGCUCAGGAUUCGUACAAGAGUCGAAUGGCCACCAAGUGGGGAAUACCCGUGGUGUCGUUGGCCUUUGUUGCCGAGUGUCUGAGUGCUGGCAAACUACUCGAGGCUGACAAGUUCCUAGUGGUCGGUAAAACAGCCGCAGAAGAGUUUAGCACUGGCAAGAUUAUAGCCUCCAUGAAAGACAAAGCCAAUGCAGACAAGAGAAAGAAGAGACCCAAAUCAAUAGUAAACCUCAACCAACUCAAGAUAUGGGCGUGGCCUCACAAUGACGGCAAGGCACCUGCCUUCCCUGAGACAAGCUACGAGGUAGCUAGACACGCACUGCUCAAGAAAGUGGACCCUCGAAGUCAGAAAACAAGUUUUGCAUGUUUGGAGAUUCACGUUGUGCCAAAGGUGAAAGCGGAGCUCUACUAUAAGGAGGUCAAAGGUCAAGUGGAGGCCACAGGACCCCUAUACAGAGUGUUCACUCACACAGGACAACUUGAGAAGAAAGACGCGCUGACUGGAGAGUUGGGCAAGUGUGACUGCCGCUAUGUUGGCUCUGCAUUGAAUGCUGAGUACGUGUACACACAACUGCAUCGUCAGCACAUCUCCUCCCCCCACUCACUCAGCAAGACUCACUUCCUCUCUACACAAGUCGGAUCACCACAGCUCAGGAAGCUGCUGGCUGAAGCUAGGCACAGUGGAGGGGGCGAUCUCAACAUAGCCCCUGAGGUAUCACGACUCGUUGAUUAUAUCUGGGAGGAAGUCAGCGGACGUCUUGACGAGGUGCUGGCCACACCCCUGGAGGCUAUAAAGAUGGAACAGGUUGAAAAGGCAGAGGCCGCUCUACUCUCUAUAAAGAAUCUAUUGGAGGCAGGAAAGAACGAUAGAGACGAGUUGCGUAAAAUGUCUCGAGAGUUUUUCUCCCACCUCCCCCACAAUCCUGGACAUCAGAGUGACAUCACCGACAAGAGGGUCAUCGCAGAGAAGCAGGACCUCUGUCAGCUGGUGAAGGACUCUAUUGGAGUGAGUGAGGCUACCAACUGGUCCAGUAGAGGGAGUGCCGAGGGCAAGUAUCGCUCACUCAGGUGUGAUAUACAACUGUUGGACCCAACCUCCCCAGAGUAUGCUGACAUCAGCAACCACGUCUACAACACUCAAGACAGUUCCCUGAGUGCCCCCCUGGCACUGGAGGCUGUGUACACUCUCCAUCGUCCAGUGGAGGACAGUGGCUUCACCUACACUAUUCCCAACAAACAGCUGCUCUUCCAUGCCUCACCUGUCAGGAACUUCCUCGGCAUACUAUCAAGAGGUCUCCUGUUGCCCAAGAUUGUGGUGGAUGAUUUCGGAGGGACUCGCUCGGACCCCGGCAUGUUGGGGGGUGGGCUCUACUUUGCUGGCUCCUCCUCACUAUCCUGCAAGUUCUCAAAACCUGGCAAAAGUGGGCGGGGCACACGACUCAUGCUUGUUAACCAGGUCGCCCUUGGCAACUGCAAGGAGUACAGGAACACGGCCAAGGAGCUGACGCAACCUCCAGAGGGCUAUGAUAGUGUCAAGGGCACCAAAGAAACAGAAGAGGAAGAUUCUUUCUUCAAGGCGGAUGAGUAUGUGGUGUUCAGUGCUCACCAGCAGAGGAUGCGUUAUCUUGUGGAGUUUAUGUUACCAGACCAAGAUUGUGGGGGAGUGGCUAGUGAGGGUGUGAUCAGUGAGGCUGUGGAGGAGGGGGCAGAGGGGGAAGAGAGUGGGAAGGAGCUACCAGAGGAAGUGAGCCUUGGUGAUGUGAAGGACAUAGCUAACCCCCUGGACAAGGUGAAGGCGGGGCUACAAGCAGAGGGGGUGGAUGUACCUCUAGAGUCUGUGGCUGUGAGGGCUCAGCUCAUUGAUCUAGCAGCCAGGGUGGUAGUACUGCAAGGUUACAAGAACAAGAGUCAAGUACCCAUUGAGGCUAAAUAUGUAUUCCCUCUGGACGAUAUGGCAGCAGUGUGUGGGUUUGAAGCGUUCAUCAAUGGUAAGCAUAUCGUGGGUGAAGUGAAGGAGAAGGAACAAGCUCACAGAGAGUACAGAGAAGCCAUCAGUAAGGGACACGGUGCCUACCUCAUGGACGAGGAGACUCCAGAUGUGUUCACAGUCAGUGUGGGUAACCUUCCUCCCGGAGCUAGUGUUCUCAUCAAGAUCAUCUACGUAGCAGAGCUGGCAGUGGAGGGGGACAACAUCGUCUUCUCAUUACCAGGCUCUGUGGCGCCAUGGAAACAAGAGGCUGCCCUCGACGCUAGCACACAGUCAGACGUGGAGAAAGUGAAGGUCAAAGAACAAAGUGAUAAUUUGAGUGUACAAGUGUCUAUUGAGAUGCCCUUCACUAUCAAGACUCUAGAGUGCCCCACUCAUAUGAUCAAGAUCAAGCAAACUGCGUCCAUGGCAACAGUAGAGGUGUGUGAAGGGAGUGUGUUGGGGUCAGGGUUCACACUCCUCGUUGGACUGGCUGAAAUUCACGUACCCAGAAUGUGGGUGGAGGAGGACAAAGGUCACAGCGCAUGCAUGCUGACAUUCUACCCAGAGUUUGAGGCUGAUACCAUCACUGAGAAUGAGAUCAUCUUCCUGCUGGAUCUGUCCAACUCCAUGAAAGGAGAAGCGCUAACUAGUGCUAAGAAAGUGCUCCUGCUCCUUCUAGCCCACCUCCCUACAAAAUGCCUCUUCAACAUUGUCACAUUUGGAGCCACGUGUGAUGUACUGUACCCCUCGAGUGUGAUGAAGAGCAAGGAGACAAUGACCACUGCUGCUGAGUUUGUCAAGAGCUGCACAGCUGACAUGGGGAGUACUGACCUUUGGCGACCUCUCCGCUGUCUCCAGCUCUUGUCUGACCUUGACAGUACUACCACAGGGGGCGUGGCAGAUACCACCACCCUACCCCCACGUUCCCUCUUCCUUAUAUCCGAUGGUCACAUGACAGAGGAGGGCCCUACUCUUGACACUAUACGCCAGGGAGUACGCAGCAGCCGACUCUUUACGUUUGGUGUAAGCUCGGCAGCUAACAAGCACUUCCUGCGCUCCAUGGCACGCAUGGGCGGAGGUUGUGAGGUGUUCUUCGAUACCAAAACCAAGUCAAAAUGGGAGCGUAAGGUGAAAGGUCAACUGUCCAAAUCGUUCCAGCCCGCCCUCACCUCCGUCAGUGUCGAGUGGCAGCAGUUUGAUGAGAACGCACCCACUCCAAUACAGGCCCCCCAGGAACUGGUGUCAUUGUUCAGUGGAUCUCGACAAGUGGUGUACGGGUUUGUGCCUCACUGCACCAUGGCAACGCUCAAAGCUCGUAUAGGAAGCAAGCACGUUGAGACAAUGGUCUCUACUGGUGACCUGGGCAAGACACAGGGGAAGACGCUACACCAGUUGACAGCUCGUGCCAUCAUCAGAGACUGGACGGAGGGAUCUUUGGACACUGACCGAACACAGCAUGAGAUACUCAAGAGGGACAGAAAGUCGUACAUCAUCAACAUCAGCAAGGACUACUCCAUUGUGUCCCAGUUCACAAGCUUUGUGGCCAUUGAAGAGAGAGAAAAAGAUGAAAAGUUCGACAGCUCCCAUGGCCCGUCCAUCAUGCAACUGGUGGAGAAGGAAGGAGUGGACAAACUGUCGUACAUGGGCUGGACAAUAGACCAGGGGAGGGACCCAGAGAAGGAGGCCAUGUUGAGUAUUGAUGAGUGUUUGUCGAGGGGGGAGGCUUUGAUGGACGACCAGCUGUCCUUGCAAGCGUACAAGGAGACAUGGACCACCACAGAGGAGGUGUUAGGGGCAGAGCACACUAAACGAUUUCAGCUGCUGAGCAAGAUGGUAACCAUCCUGACUGACUCCAGCCAGUACAGGGAGGCACUCCAGCUGUUGGACACAGAGAGGGGCAAGCUGGAGUUGGCCUUCUCAACCGAGGCCACGCAAAGACUGGCAGAACUGGUGGAGAUGGAGAGAAAGGUACAGGAGACUGAUGCUAGGGAAAGAGCGGAGAGACAGAGGGCUGAGGAGGAGGCUUGGACAAGCAUUGACGAUGAGUACGGUUAUUGUUUGAUGACUCCUAUCCCCCCGCCCCCCAGUCUGAUGGGACUCCCCCCUCCACUUGUCUAUGAGGAGGUUACCGAGGAUUACGAAUAUAUUGAGAGUUUGGUGAUUGAUACUGGAAUGGCCACAGUGAAGGCUGGCAUGGCGGGUGAUGAUGCUCCUAGAGCAGUGUUCCCAGCUCUCGUGGGUAGACCAAGACACAUGGGCGUGAUGGUGGGUAUGGGUCAGAAGGAUGCAUACAUUGGAGAUGAAGCUGUCUCUAAGAGAGGCAUACUAACAAUGAGGAGCCCAUUCGAGCGUGUCAAACGAAGUGCUGGUCCUGUACCAGUAUUGCCACGACAAAGCCAGAACGAGGUUGCGAAGGAAUCAAAGAAAGAUGUUCGUGCUUUAAUGCUCAGCAAAGUUCGUAGUAGCCAGGAGGAGGAGGAAGAUGAAUUAGAGCAACUGAUGGAAGUAAUACCCAUGGCUUCUUCUUUCCAAGCACCCUCCCGUCCAUUCGGGUUUGAUGUGACAACGAUACGCAUGAACCAAGAGAGAAUGGGAGGGGACAUGUUGGGGACAAAGAAGAAGAAGAAGAAAAAAGCCAGCAGAGAAGUAGAGCAGGUCAUGAUGGAGCCCACUGUUCGUCUCGUAGAGCAGGUCAUGAUGGAGCCCACUGUUCGUCUUGAGAGAGAAGCUCUACCUCAGAAGGCUGAUUUGGCUGAAGUCAGUCCUACCAUAGCCCAGCUCAUGUUACAAACUCAGCAGAUCAGGAAGAGCCUUAAUGUUAAUCUUGAGAGAGCAACUCUACACCAUGAGUUGGAUGAAGUAGCCCAGAUCCUGUUAGAAAUUACACAGAAAGUGAAAAGGCGCGAUGAUUGUCUUGAUACACACGAGGUUCACGGAGGACCACCACCUAUAAGGAUGCUGGAGAAGCGUUUAGGGAGGAUGUCAUCUCCAUCUCUCCGUGAUCGUUUUCGAGGUUCUAACAUGGUUCCAGCUCCGCCCCCUCCACCUGCACCAGGCUAUGGAGCUCCGCCCCCUCCACCUGCACCAGGCUAUGGAGCUCCGCCCCCUCCGCCUGCACCAGGCUAUGGAGCCCCGACCCCUCCGCCCCCGGGUGCCCCUCCACAGCUGCUAGGGAGUCUAGUGUACAGUGCUGCCUAUAAUACAGUAGUGUGUAAAGAUAGUCCUCUACCUCUACCUCCUAAAGCUGGAGCUCGUAAUCAAAGUUCUAAUAUGGUUCCGGGACCGCCCACGGGUGCCCCCCUAUAUUUGCCAGGGAGGAGGGUAAAGCCAAUUCAAAGAUCUCUAAGAGCUGCGCCCACUCAACUGUCUUAUGGAGUUGAAACACCACUUCCCCCACCCCCUGCCCCACCACAACCACAAAGGAAGGCAGCUCCAUUGCCUCAGGCUGAGAGGGGGUUGCUCCGGGGGUUUAGUAAAGGGAAGAAGAUGACAGUGGCUGAUGAAAAGGAUAAAGGUCAUCGCCAAGAAAAGCACGUUAUGUCUGGUGACAGUGCCUAUACCAGGAGGUCGGGCCCAGUUGCUGCACCUCCUCCCCCACCCCCUGCCCCCAGAGUUGCAAGAUUUGCCAGCUCCAACCAGUCCACUGCUCCAUCAAAGCCGACUAGCUUAGCCAGAGGAAGAGGAUCCCUUCUCUCAGCGAUAACAAAAGGGUCAGCUCUCAAGAAAGUUCCAGCACUCAAACAGAAGGAGGCCAAACCCAAGCUGAAUAUUGCAGACGCUCUCUCUCAAGCAUUGUCCGCUAGACAAAGCAUUGCUCUCGAUGAUAAUGAGAGGGAGAAUGCAAGUUGUGAGUCAUCGUACAGCGAUAGUUUUGAUGAUGACUCUGAUGACUCAUGGGGCGGUGGUGGCGGUGGUGCAAAUAUUGUACACAGGAAGGUGUUUGGAGGUGAGAGGAGCAGUGAGAUCAGUGAUGUAAUGGCUGGAGCUGGUGAAGAGGAGAUGAUGGAAGAUUUCUUUGCCUAUGAACAGCCACCAGUGUCCAACCUGCUGGAACUGUCUGAGGACCAAAUGAUGGCCAUGGCUAUAUCUCAAUCACUGAGUGAGAGCACUGUUGAGGGGCGGGUUGCCAAGACAACGCUCAAGCUAAACAGGAGUGAACUGGCGAGAAUUUUUGCUGCGCAGAAAUCGGAUGGCUCGUGGAGUGUGGUUGACCUGCUCCUGGUGAAGCUACAGCCUCAGCUGGUGGAGGGUGUGCUCAUCAAGGCAGGAGGGAGGUCACUCGGGUCCACUGUGUUCAAGGCACUGUGUCAAGUGGUGGCCACUCUACUGGUAAUGACGAUGCUCUCAGAAAGCUUUCCCGGGGAGUUUGCGGUAGAGAUUGAGGCAAAGGUCCGCAUUACCCGUGCUGUCAACGAGGAGUAUCGUGCUGGAGUGGAGAGAGCUGCCUCGUUUGUGGGGGCCACUGACAAGACCUACCCAAGCUUGUGUGCAAGGCUGGAGCUGGGAUACAACUGGGGAGCAGCCAUCCAGAAUAUUAUCUCUCUGACAUCGUAUACAUAGACAAAACAUUAGGCUCUGCAUAAUUAUAGUUCGGAAUUUGUAUAUAAUUAUGGACAAAGCACUAGGCUACGCAUGAUUAGUAGAUCUAGUUAGGAAUUUUAACGCUGCAAGAGAGAUUAUGCUUUGAAUAUCUGUACGUGAUUUUUGUAUACAAGUUGUUUUUGUAUGCAAGCUGUUUUUAGUGUG
Molecule: messenger RNA, 6990 nt
Organism: Halichondria panicea
Lineage: Eukaryota; Metazoa; Porifera; Demospongiae; Suberitida; Halichondriidae
Product: protein mono-ADP-ribosyltransferase PARP4-like
Exons: 48
Coding region: 109-6804 (2231 amino acids)
Cellular component (GO): cytoplasm
Molecular function (GO): actin binding; NAD+ poly-ADP-ribosyltransferase activity
Source: RefSeq, a predicted model, not a curated record